Messenger RNA from Lytechinus variegatus (green sea urchin), 4645 nucleotides. RefSeq names its product MAM and LDL-receptor class A domain-containing protein 1-like. Gene Ontology annotation, cellular component: membrane. Gene Ontology annotation, biological process: nervous system development. The record is from RefSeq and is a predicted model, not a curated record. The transcript is spliced from 18 exons. Bases 101 to 3337 code for a protein of 1078 amino acids. Lineage: Eukaryota; Metazoa; Echinodermata; Echinoidea; Temnopleuroida; Toxopneustidae.
AUUCGCCAAGGCUAGCUCUCAGACAUUCAGAGACAAGGCUCAAAUAAUUACCCCUCCUCGAUCUGCCGACAAACCACAAUGCAUCCAGUUUUACUAUUACAUGUAUGGUGAAGGAAGUGGCAAACUCAGCGUCUACGUUCGAAACAAUGAUACAACUGACCUCGGAGACCCUGUUUAUACCAGGAAUGGGCAGCAAGGAAAGGGCUGGUAUCGUGGUUUGGUCGAUAUAAACGGAAAUCGGGGAAAAUUUAAAGAGUUGAUAUUUGAAGCAGAAGUUGGAAUGGGACAGCUGACCGAUAUCGCAAUAGAUGACGUAGGAGUAUUCGAUGACGAAAAUGCGUGUCCACUUGAUAGCCUAUCUUGUGACUUUGAUCAAAGUUGGUGUGAUAUUAAACAGGAUGUGUUAGAUGACUUUAACUUCAUUCGCCAACGAGGCAGCACAGGUUCAUUUGGAACUGGCCCUGAAACUGAUCAUUCUGGAAGUGGCUAUUAUAUCUACAUAGAAUCAUCAAAUUCGAAAGAGGAUGAAAAGGCCCGUAUCAUACUCCCUACAUUCCGAGGGGUCCAGCCGAACGACAAGGAGACUUUUUGCGUCAUCUUCUGGUAUCAUAUGUAUGGAGGUACAGUAGGGGAACUCAACGUGUACCUCCACAACUCUAGCUCCACCGAUCUUGGGAGCCCGAUCUGGUGGAUGGGCGGUAACAGAGGAAACAAGUGGAGGGCUGCAGAAGCUGAAAUCAACACUCCGGAAGAAUUCCAGCUUUACUUUGAGGCUAUUCGUGGAAAAAAUUAUGAUAGCGAUAUUGCACUUGAUGAUAUUCAGAUAAACAGCUUUGGAUGCCCGGGACACCACAUAAUCAACAAUGCAUCAACUGUGACAUGUGACUUCGAGGAGGCAGAACUGUGUUACUAUAGACAGGACGAUAAAGACGACUUCGAUUGGAGCUGGAGAAACAGAGGGACUAAUGAUGGGUUUACGGGCCCUGAAGUGGACCACACUACAGGAAAUGAAUUAGGAUUCUUCGUCUUCGUGAGUAGCACCUACCGUCUGAAACCCAACUACAAGGCCCGGCUCAUCUCUCCACCAAUUGAAGCAAAUUCAGAGCCAUCUUGCGUAGUCUUUUGGUACCACAUGUAUGGGGAUGACGUUGAAACGCUUAGUGUCUACGUCAGGAAGAUCAACGGGGGAUUGGGGACGCCACAGUGGACCUUGAAUGGAAAUCAACGGAACUAUUGGCAUCGGCAAACUAUAGAUAUCGCUGCAAGCAAAGAUGAUUAUGAGCUCGUCUUUGAAGCAUCACCGGGAGCAGCAAACAGAGACGACAUAGCUCUCGACGAUGUCACCCUGUAUCAUGGACAAGAUUGUCCCUCGUUCACAACCUUACUGCCACCGACGACCGAUCCACCACCUGUGGUGGACAGCAUCGAUUGCGAUUUUGAAGAAGGAUGGUGUGGCUAUACGCAGAUGACAGAGGGGGACAAUAUGGACUGGUUUAGGUACCAAGGCUCGGGUUACGGAUCUCUCACUAGAGGACCAUCAAACGACCACACUCUAGGAAACGCUCUUGGAUACUACGCUUGUUUUGAUCCUUAUCGCUACAACGGUGCUGGUCUUAACGACAACGCAAUCUUGAUAUCCCCGCUGAUGAGAGGAUCACGUCGUCCACGCUGCCUUACCUUCUAUGCCAACAUGAAUGGAUAUCAAGUCGACUACCUCAUUGUAAUUACCCGCCAAUUGGGGGAAAGUCUCCCCCUCGAUCCUCCCUUCUCGGAGUACGGAAACCACGGUGAAGGAUGGUUCCCACUCUCAAUGGAUAUUCCUGGACUCAAUCAGAAUUUUCAGGCUUUAUUCUUAGGAUUGUGCGGAAAUUCAAGAUAUUAUGCUGAAAUUGCUAUUGACGAUAUAAAGCUCGUGGAAGGAGUGUGUGAUACGUCAGGUACUACUCCCGAGCCCAUCCCGUGGAAUGCCGACUGUGAUUUUGAGGAGGAAGAGAUGUGUGGCUACACUAUAGAGACUUACGGAUAUUUUCAUUGGACCAGAAACAGAGCAGGAACAGGCUCUGAGGAUACAGGGCCAGCAGUUGAUCAUACACUUGGAACAGAAGCAGGUCAUUACGCUUAUAUCGAGACUUCCUUGCCUGCACGUCCUGGUGACCGGGCGACCCUCACAAGUUCUGUGCUCAGCAGCGGCAGCAACGACAUAUGCGUUCGUUUUUACUACCACGCUUAUGGUGAGGACAUUGGAUUCCUCACGGUGAAAUACGUCAGUAUAGACUACUAUAACAACGAGGUGUUAUUCAGCGUGGCUCAGGAUCAGGGGAAUGAGUGGAGGCCAGCCAAUGUAGACUUACCAGCCACCCUCACCGGCAUGUCCAAAUUCCAGAUCGCAUUUGAAGGAAGAAAAGGUUCAAGUUACAAGGGAGACAUCGCGAUUGAUGAUAUCAAGUUCUUGGCACAGCCAUGCGCUGGUUUCCCGACAGAAUCUAGAUGUACAUUCGAGCAGGGAUCAUCAUUCUGCGGUUAUCAAAUCAAUAAGAUGUCAAAUGGCAUACCUUGGAAAUGGUUUGAUGCUCUGGCUUCUGAUCCCACCCCACUAAAUAUGAUCACGAGUUCAUUCAUGUAUGUGGAGGGUUCUACGUUGAAUAUGGGCAGACAGGCCGUACUCUACUCACAAGUGCACAAUCUUCAAGGAAUGGACCACUGCCUGACCGCUGAUUUCAUCCUCACUGAGGACCCGAGUCAACAAAUCACGAUUGAGGUGAUGGAGAAAGAUACAGUCAGAAAGUACCAGAUAGAUACUCUCAUCGGGGAUAUGGGUAAUAGCUGGUUCCGUGGAAACUGGUCUAUCCCAUCGACGAUGGUUUCAGUUCGUCCUUUCAAGAUUGCUUUUACGGCUCGUCCUGGCUCAGCAGGGGUGAUGGCUAUUGACAAUGUCAUUGUUACAUCACAGCUCGAAGCCUGUGCAAAAUACAUACCACCACCUACCAAACCUGCAACCACCACACCCUCUCCGACCACUACGUCACAGUCAUCCACAAAACCGAUGACUAAACCAAUGAAAACUAAUCCUACACAAAAGCCAGCAGGUAACAGCAAGCUAGGAAUCAUCAUCGGGGUCACCAUCGCCGUCGUAGUCGUCAUCGGAAUCGUUGUCAUCGUCGCGGUUUGCAAGUUCAGCUCCGGAUCGUCCAUGCCAUUCGGGGUCAGCUACAAGAACGAAAGAUUAGAUGAGAUACCUUUCUCUGGAGUGACACCAAGAGGGGCGAUAAAUGCCCCUACUGAUCCCACUGUGGUAUUCACCGACCCCGUAGAAGCGAAUGGAUCAAGUAAAGCUUAAUUGGAAAUAAAACCAUGCCAUGGGCCCUCUUGAAAAAAACACAAACGGGAAAGUUUUAAGAUAAAUCAGACAUAAUUGGGUAAUGGGUACAUGAAAACACCAAAAUUGAUGGAAAUAUCAAUGCUAUUUCCAAAAGCGCCUUGUAGGAGUGAGUCAGAUAAGAAUUUAAUGAUUACCAAUGCAUGGGUACAUGUCUGUAUCUAUCAAUUACACAUUGUUAUUGAUACAUGAAAAGGUGAAACUAUUCAGGCUUGCAAAUAUUGAUUUAUUACUUUGCAGGUAUGCCUCAUAUUGGAGCAUGAUGACAAGAGUCCCUCGUCGUAUCAAUUAUUGUAUGUUACUGUAUUUUAGCAUGAGGUUUCCUGCUCAAUAAUAAGAUAAGAAACUAUGCUGAGAAUCAUUACAGUCUAUACGGUUUUAUUUUAAUAUCAAUUCUUAACGUUUGAAUGGUUUGAUAUCAAAAGAAAGUUCUUGAAUCUUACAAUUUCAUAAAGUUUGAAUUGAUGUAAAAAAAAAUGAAGACUUUAUAUUCUAUAUUAACUAUCCAGUUACAUGUAAUUUGGUUAACAGUGACAUGUUCUCGGCAGAGAAAUACAGGUAUCAGUACAAUCAUCAUACUCACGAAUUCUAGGCUCUAUACCCAUGUGGUAUAAGUGUAUGGUCCACUUAGCUCAAAUUAUAAUACUGAACUAUUCUAUUUAAAUGCGUCGUUUAUUUUGUUUUAUCGUUUCUUCCUGACAACAGAACCAGGCAUUUGUUUUAGUGUCUUUUUUAUGAAAUUUAAUAGCAUGUUCCACACGAAAAAUGGUGUGAAAAUGACAGAUUGGCUUUCAUCGCUUGUCAGCGAUCUUUUUUAUUACAGAAUGUGUAAUACAUAUAUCCUCGUUUGCUAAGUUCAUGUAUCAUUAAAACGGUUUCAACGUUAAAUGCGGAUGUAAGAUUAUACUUAACCAUGUUGAAAGAUUAAAAUUUGUCAAGCAUCAAAACGUAUCCACCAAUGUUUAAGGUUGCAUGUAUUUUUCAAUAUGGAAAUCUUAUGACAAUAUAGGCAAAUAAUUUAUUAUCAUUUUGUUUAAAUUUUCCGUUUUGUGGGAUGUGCGGUCUUUUUCUGUUUUUUUUUUUAUAUUUUCAAGUUUUAUCGGAUCGUAUACCUAUUCCCUAUACAUGCAGUCCUUUUAAAAAUAAGAAAAAUACAAUCAUCCGUAGUAAUUCACAUUCCAACCGUAAAUGGGUUCUCCGAGCUGAAAACUAUUGUAUCUAAAUUGAAGUAGUAAGAAUUAAAUUCAGUUAAUUCAAUUACAAACAAUA